AUGUCUCUUCCCGGCAGAUUUCGCUUUGCAAUCAUCGGCUCAGGCCCAGUCGGCAAACUUCUCAUCGCAUCAGUAAAGCAGCAUCCACGCAUCGAAUACGUACAAUAUGAAGCCGAGACACUCUCCUUACGACCUUCAUUCGGAUAUGGAAUCGGCCCUCAGACAUUCGCUACGGUGAGAAUACUAAAUCCUCCUAUCUGGAAGAAGAUUUUGGAACAGAGUUUUACUUCGCCGUAUUGGAUGCAUUUCCUACAUGCGACAGAUGACAAUGUAAAGUUGCCUGCUGUUGCUGUGACGGAGGAGUUGGGUGUAUAUGGGAGGAUAGGAAGACAAGAGUUGAUGGAGAUGUUGGAUGACUUUGCGCCUCGUGAUCAUGAGGUGAAGUAUGGGAUGAGAAUGAAGGAUGUUAAUCGAGGUGAAAAUGAUAGGGUUAAGCUCAGCUUCGAGGAUGGGACGGAGGACGUCGUGGAUGCUGUCUGGACAUGUGAUGGGAUGAAUUCAAUGGGGAGGAAGCUCAUCCAAGGUGACGCUUAUGAAUCUGCUGAGUAUUCUGGUAUCAUUUGCUUUCGAGCAAAGGUUGAGACUGGAAAAGUUGAAGCCGCGGUAGGGGAAGUAUUAGCCUCUAAAACGCAUAUGUUUAUUGGAGGCUCCGGAUAUUUCGUCUUAAUCUUCCCCAUUUUUGAGGCGAAGUAUGUCAACAUCGUGGGGUUCACGCGUGAGAAUGAGUUCAAGAAGAGGGAACGAGCGUGGAAAACACAGCUGAGUGAUAUGUUGGCAUAUUUUCCUGGAGCAAAUCGUACACUUCUUAAACUUCUCGAGUUGAUUUACAAGGAACAAGACUGUCAAUGUCUAGAUCUCAUGGUCAUGAAAAAGCUUGGACUAUUCUACAACAAAGAGCUUCGUAUGACCAGUUUUGGCGACGCAGCUAACGGGAUGCCGCCUCACAUGGGAGGAUCGAUGUCGACUGGCUUCAUUGGAGUGACGACAUUUCUGUACCAAGAGCUCAACCCUCGAAUCGAAUCACUGAGUCCUCAAGCAAGCAACGCAGAGAUUGCAGAAAUCGUGAUGGAAGCAUCACUUGAGUACGAAGAGAAACAUAGGCCUCUAGCACAGAAACUCUGUGAUUAUUCAAUCGAACAAGGAGACAUCUUCACUGGAGGAGUGAUUGAUAUCGAUGAAAUAACAAGGAGACCAAAGUCGUUAUGGGAAGCUGCAACUUUGCAGCGGUGA
Messenger RNA from Mollisia scopiformis, 1230 nucleotides. RefSeq lists its product as uncharacterized. Gene Ontology annotation, biological process: secondary metabolite biosynthetic process. The record is from RefSeq and is a predicted model, not a curated record. The coding region runs from base 1 to 1230 and encodes 409 amino acids. Lineage: Eukaryota; Fungi; Ascomycota; Leotiomycetes; Helotiales; Mollisiaceae. The transcript is spliced from 2 exons.